CGGAUGCGCAUUAUCUUUAUCAAAUUAUCAUCCUGGCUCUGCCUUAGCAGGCGAGUCGCGGGAUCGUCGACUGACUCGCGUUUGCCUCCUUCUCAUGACCUCGCUCCUCGAUCGCGUGGAUGGUGUUUUCCGUAUGUCACUCAUCCUCUGUGGUACUGUCUUGCUGACGAUGAAGCUUCGACGAUAAUGCGUACCUUGAAAACGGAAAUGACAACAGCUACUCCAAUGGUGGUAGCUACGGUGGCGGUGGCGGAUACGGUGGUGGUGGCGGUGGCGGUGGCUACGACAGCUACGGAGGUGGCGGUGGUGGUGGCUACGGCGGCGGCUACAGUGGCGGCGGUGGCUAUGGCGGUGGUUUCGGCGGUGGCGACCGUAUGUCCAACCUCGGUUCUGGUCUCCAGAAGAUCGACUGGGGUACCGCCAGCCUGACACGUUUCGAAAAGAACUUCUAUGAAGAGGACAGGCGAGUCACCGCUCGUAGCGAUGCCGAAGUCGCCAAGUUCCGACAAGAGAAGGAGAUGACCAUUGCCGGAAGUGGCGUUCCUAGGCCUGUCGAGACAUUCGAGGAGGCCGGAUUUCCAGACUACAUUCUCGCUGAAAUCCGCAAGAUGGGCUUCUCCAACCCCUCUGCCAUUCAAUCUCAAGCGUGGCCCAUCGCUCUGAGCGGCCGCGACGUUGUCGCCAUUGCAGAGACCGGCUCAGGAAAGACCAUCGGCUUCGCGCUGCCUGCCAUGGUCCACAUCAACGCACAACCUCUGCUCGCGCCAGGUGAUGGGCCCAUCGCACUCAUGCUUGCACCGACACGUGAAUUGGCAGUUCAGAUUCAGACGGAGUGCAGCCGCUUUGGUGCCUCGUCUCGUCUUCGUAACUGUGCCGUAUACGGAGGUGUGCCCAAGGGCCCGCAGAUCCGCGACCUUUCUCGCGGAGCAGAAAUUGUCAUCGCUACUCCCGGCCGUCUGAUCGACAUGAUCGAAGCCGGCAAGACCAAUCUGCGCCGCGUCACUUACCUCGUCCUCGACGAGGCCGACCGCAUGCUGGACAUGGGCUUCGAGCCCCAGAUCCGCAAGAUUGUCGACCAGAUCCGCCCAGACCGUCAGACUCUCAUGUUCUCGGCCACAUGGCCAAAGGAGGUCCAGCGGCUGGCAAACGACUUCCUCAACAACUUCAUCCAGGUGAACAUUGGCUCGAUGGAGCUUGCGGCCAACCACAACGUGAAACAGAUUGUCGAAGUCUGCGAUAUGUACGAAAAGAGGGGUCGCCUGAUCAAGCAUCUCGACCAAAUCAGCCAGGAAAACGCAAAGGUUCUCAUCUUUACCGGAACGAAGCGUAUCGCCGACGACUUGACCAAAUUUUUGCGCCAGGACGGUUGGCCGGCACUGGCCAUUCACGGCGACAAGCAACAACAGGAGCGUGACUGGGUUCUUGCCGAGUUCAAGAGCGGUAGGAGCCCCAUCAUGGUGGCGACAGCUGUUGCCAGCCGUGGUCUCGGUGCGUAUUGAUUCUGCAGAUGUCCCUUUUCCAUAUUUGCGGUGUUUUAGGGGUCGAAACUGGCAAGGAAGGCAGAGGAGAGACCUCUCACAAGUUGACACCUCCACUGAUAUUGAGGUAUCUAUGAGGUGUCUACCAAGAGAGGUGCAACGCUCUCCUCUUCCUCUUACCUUUCUUGUCCCAGGUACGACCUCAUCGAGAGCAGCACUGAAGGCCCUCCUUCGAUUGAGGAAGGCUUUCUUGCGCAGGACGUCCGAUAUGCCGUCCGAUGGCAUAUCGAGACAGGACAGCAGCGCCUUGGCGCUAAAGCAGCUGGACAAUGAAGAGGUGGCCUAGCAAAACCCCGGCCAUCCUCUCGCAU
Molecule: messenger RNA, 1849 nt
Organism: Acaromyces ingoldii
Lineage: Eukaryota; Fungi; Basidiomycota; Exobasidiomycetes; Exobasidiales; Cryptobasidiaceae
Product: RNA helicase
Exons: 2
Coding region: 375-1499 (374 amino acids)
Biological process (GO): rRNA processing
Cellular component (GO): nucleus; ribonucleoprotein complex; cytoplasm
Molecular function (GO): RNA binding; ATP binding; RNA helicase activity
Source: RefSeq, a predicted model, not a curated record